AUGUCGUACAUCGGAAAUGCCUCGGAUGUGGAGCAGGAGAAAAACCUAACCGAAUAUCGGCGUCAGCGCAGUUCCAGCAGCUUGAUGCCGGAAAGCUCCAAAUCCGGACGCAGCCCCAAACUUUCCGACGUGCUGUGGAACGACAAACGGGCCAACCAAACCGACGAUGACGAUUCGGAAGUAUCGGACAGUGAAAACUUCCUAGCCAAAGGAGCUUUCCUGCUAACACCAUCGCAUGAACUGUCGAUGGAUCGAGCAGCUCUGAUCUGCGAAAAGAUGAACUUCAAAGGUUGCUUUAGUCUAACGAAAACGGCCACUGGAAUACUGUUCAAAUUUUCUAAUCCAGAAGACUACCAGGCCGUCUUCAAGAAGGGAUUCCACAAGGUAACUGGUGCACGAUUUUACAAGAAGGUAGCCAUUCCUUGUAGGCCACAAAAGACCUUCAUGCUCUACGUUUUUGACGUACCGGAGGAUGUGCCCGUGGAUGACAUCCGUCACUCGUUGUACCGAUUCAAUUCGGUUGUGGAAGUCGUCCGGCUAGUGGUGCACUACCAGAAACAAUCCAACUCCCAAGAAUCGGAACAAAUGCCAUCGGGCACUGCAACGCCCAAGCCCCAGCUGCCCAAGUUACCCACGGCAAAACCAGUCGACGAGCAAGACGUUGGCCUGCAGCGUGAAUCCCCACCGCCGCCCAUCCGGAUCACGCUUGCCUCAAUCGAUGAGUAUCAUCAUCUGCUGCAAAAUGGGCUUGACUUCUACGGUGCAACAUUCUUCCCGACCGAGCCGACGCUUCCGGCCCAGGCCGCCAAAAUCGCCACCAAGAAAGGAAGCCGCAUGAUCGACGGCAGCAUACCAGGGCGUGUCCGCGAGCUGCUCCCGGUGUUCGACGCCGCUGGAUUUAGCAAGAUUCCACCGCCGGCUUCCAAGACAAUCAAACCGCGCCCAUAA
This is a messenger RNA of Sabethes cyaneus, 948 nucleotides long. RefSeq lists its product as uncharacterized. The record is from RefSeq and is a predicted model, not a curated record. The transcript is spliced from 3 exons. NCBI's taxonomy places the organism in Eukaryota, Metazoa, Arthropoda, Insecta, Diptera, Culicidae. The coding region runs from base 1 to 948 and encodes 315 amino acids.